Molecule: messenger RNA, 765 nt
Organism: Wasmannia auropunctata (little fire ant)
Lineage: Eukaryota; Metazoa; Arthropoda; Insecta; Hymenoptera; Formicidae
Exons: 3
Coding region: 178-612 (144 amino acids)
Source: RefSeq, a predicted model, not a curated record
UACAUACAUACAUACUACAUGUAUCUGUUUACUACAUGUAUCUACGUAUAAUCAACAAAAUGUCAUUUAAUUGUCAAAAUUAAUUAUGUCAGAAUAAUGUAUACCGAAUCAAUACUGUUAAUGACAUUAAUGCAUCGAAUACAGUAAGUUCAAAUAUUACAAAGUUUUAUUUGCUCAAUGAUGGAAAAGAUCCCAGUAACGCCGCAAAUGCUACGUACAGCUGUGAAAGAAUUACAAAAACGUCAAUUAUUUGUUAAAUCAAAAAAUUUAAAAGAUUAUAUACAGAAAUAUUAUCCAGUUGAAACUAAUUUCAAAGCUCUCGAACAGGAAUUACAAGAAAAAUUAAAAUAUGCCGUAUGCGUUGGACUGCUUGCCAAAUACGGAGACGAUCAAUAUUGUAUACCAACUUUACGAGAAGAAGCUAAUGCUGUUAAAACAGCAAUCAGUGCAUUCUGGGAGAUGUACAAAAACAACAAUCAGUUGUCUAAUAUGAGAAAGAAAAAAUCAGAUACUAAAAGAUCGCAAUCGCACCAAAAACGAAGGAAUUACGUGAAUUUCUCUAAGAACAAUGAAACCGAUAGCAGUGAAGAUUUAGAUUUUUUUCUAAUCUAAAACCGUAAUCGUGUGUAAAAAUUAAACAUGUUAUGAUACAAUUGUAUAUCAUUUGACACUCUUGUACGUUACAUCCUCUACAAUAUAAAUUCUUUUUACACACACGCACACACACACGCGCACGCACGCACGCACGCACGCACACACACACAC